GCUGUGUUCUGGGGUCUGAGGGGCUCUGGGCUGGGUUUUGGGGAUAAGGGGACUCUGGGCUGUGUUUUGGGGUCCGGGGGGCUCUGGGCUCAGUACUGCGAUCCAGGGGGGUCUCUGGGCUGCGUGUGGGGUGCAGGGGAUGCUCUCAGCUGCACAGUGGGAUGGGGUCCCUGUCCCCAGGGCGGGUCCCCUGUGCAGCCGGGCCCCAGAGCUCCCCUGUGCCCCCCCCAUCGCUGCCCCCCAGAUCUCGGACAGGAUGGGGCUCCUGACCCACCUCUACCACACCUUCGAGAAGUCCAAGUUCGCGGGGUUUUGCCAGAAGCUGGCAGAGGGCGCCCAGGCCGGGGACCCUCUGUGCUGCCACAUCUUCACCAAGGCGGGCGAGGUGCUGGCGCGGCACGUGGUGGCCGUGCUGCCCAAGAUCGACCAGAGCCUGUUCCUGGGGGAGCUGGGGCUGCCCAUCGUGUGCGUGGGCUCCGUGUGGAACAGCUGGGAGCAGAUGCAGGCGGGGUUCAUCCAGGUGCUGGCCCAGGCCCGGGAUGAGGCCCCGGGCCGUGCGUUCUCCCGGUUCAGCCUCCUGAAGCUGAAGCGCUCGUCGGCCCUGGGGGGGGCCCGGCUGGGGGCCCGGAACGUGGGGAUGGCCCUGCCCCUGGACAGAGCUGGGAACGUGGACGUGUUCUACACACACGUGUUCUGAGGGACCCCAAAAACGGGGGGACACGCCCCAAAAACGGGGGGACACCCCAGCAACGGGGGGGGGCUCGGACUGAGGGGUUUGUGGUUU
Messenger RNA from Corapipo altera (White-ruffed manakin), 784 nucleotides. It is a transcript of the gene NAGK, whose product is annotated as N-acetylglucosamine kinase. Gene Ontology annotation, molecular function: N-acetylglucosamine kinase activity. Bases 140 to 697 code for a protein of 185 amino acids. Lineage: Eukaryota; Metazoa; Chordata; Aves; Passeriformes; Pipridae. The transcript is spliced from 4 exons. The record is from RefSeq and is a predicted model, not a curated record.